This is a messenger RNA of Betta splendens (Siamese fighting fish), 3330 nucleotides long. RefSeq names its product transmembrane protein 266-like. Lineage: Eukaryota; Metazoa; Chordata; Actinopteri; Anabantiformes; Osphronemidae. Bases 944 to 2596 code for a protein of 550 amino acids. The record is from RefSeq and is a predicted model, not a curated record. The transcript is spliced from 11 exons. Gene Ontology annotation, molecular function: voltage-gated channel activity. Gene Ontology annotation, cellular component: plasma membrane.
GUGCGCUUUAACCAUCGACUGGCUAAUCCCGAUGAAUGACAAACGGUUAAGCCAAUUGCUGUAAAGACAAUUUAUAUUCUCAUAGUAUCUUUAUUUUGGGAAACCAUAAAAACGCUCAUGACACGGAGAGGACGACCUAGCAGGCGUACAGCUAAUAACAUCAUCUGUGGCGACCAUCCGCUCAAAUUGGCCUCCGUCGGUAACCGAGAGAAUCUGCUCGUGGGCUUUAAUUUCCAACACGCGCGCGUCCAAAGCCCACGGCCAGCGCUUCGACGCCGCUAUGUCGUGACCGGAGCGAUGCAAAUUUCGCACGAUUCACUGGCCACUGUCCGUCUCCGGCACCGAGAGCUCGAUGUUUUGAUGGCGUUUGGAUGAAGCUCGCCCCACGUCGCCCGGCCGCUGCUGUCGAAGGGCCAUCGGGAACGAGCCGCGGCUCCGUCGGGCUCGCUUCAGCACCUGGACAGCUCCGCUCGCGGGGCUCCCGCUGCUCCGGCCGUGGAAGCCGUGGGCUCGGGAUCUGGAUCUGGAUCGGGCGCACGCAGCCCUGAAACCGCCAGGCUGCGCUCACGGGAUCGUCGUUUAGUCGCUGCGAACAGCGCUCGCACGGACCACGAGCUCUCCGAGCGACGAUGCCGCGUGCAUCCGUUGGGUUUGCACCGAAAGCCGAGCAGCGGCGGCGGUGGUGCUCGUCCCAUGCGAAAGGCUAAGGAUAGCUGCAGCCUACACACUGCGAGGCUGCUGCUGCUUCACUUGCUCUGAUCGCCACCCAGGGAGACAUUACUAUCAGCGCAGGGGGCAGCGGGAGGCACAGCAGCUAUGUAAACCUCACACAGGUCCAAGAUGACAACGCCAUCGAGCAGGUGAAAGCGUGAAGUGCAGCACUAAACCGGGCAGAUCUGAGUGGAAGCCGUGACGAGCAUCGCAUCUCCCCAGCGCCAGCAUCAUGGCUAAUGCUGACAGGGAAGUGGAGCAGGCAGGCCUGUCAGAGCUGGAGAUCAUCUCCCAGCCGGUGGAGGAUGACAACCAGUGCUUGGCUCCUCCGGUCCAGCUGGUGAGUUUUGGCUACAGAGAUCUGCCACUGACGGCCCUGGACCUGUCGCUGGCCGGCUCGCAGCUCAUCUCCAAUGCAGAUGAAGACGAGAACAGGGAGGGGUCCAACUGGCUCAAGCCGUGCUGUGGUCAUCGAGUUGCCUUGUGGCAGGUCUGCCUGCUCAGCGCCGGCUUCAACUGUGUCCUGGUGGCCUGUGUCAUCCUGGUGGUGCUGUUCCUGUCGCUGGAGCUGCUCAUAGACACCAAACUCCUGCAAUUUUCCAAUGCUUUCCAGUUCGCCAGCAUUAUCCACUGGAUCAGCCUUAUCAUCCUGUCGCUCUUCUUCUCAGAGACUGUCUUCAGAAUUGUGGUUCUUGGGAUCUGGGACUACAUAGAAAACAAAGUUGAGGUGUUUGAUGGUGCCGUCAUUGUGCUGUCGCUGGCCCCCAUGGUGGCCUCCACGGUGGCCAACGGGCCCAACAGCCCCUGGGACGCCAUCAGCCUCAUCAUCACGCUGCGCAUCUGGAGGAUCAAGAGGAUCAUUGAUGCGUACGUCCUACAAGUCAAAGUGGACAUGGAGCUGGAGAUCCAGCAGUGUGAGAAGACCAAGGCUGUGAGGGAGGAGCAGCUGGAGCGUCUCACUCAGAUCUGCCAGGAACAAGCUUUUGAGAUCAGGCAGCUCAGGGCACAUCUGGCCCAGCAGGACCUGGACCUGGCGGCCGAACGCGAGGCAGCCAUGCAGAUCCACCACGUAUGGGGCAAGCAGGGCCGGAGCUUCCAGGUGGUGGAAGGCAUGACUCCAGGGGAGUCUGACGACGAGGGAGGCCAGAGGAACCCCAGGGAGCCGCGAGCCGAUGCAGAUCCGGCCGUGCAUGAUGACAUGAACAACUACAUCAGCCAGUACUACAGCGAAGCGAGCAGCGAUGCUGCAGCUCCUGGUCUGGGCCCCCGGCUCAUCACCACAGCAGCCAUUGACGUGCACCUGCCCACUCGGACGAAGCCCCUCCACUCCAGCUCCCUGCUGUCCAUGGAGCGGGUGGGCAGCUCUGUGAGCGAGGCCUCCGCCAGCGUGUCCCGCUCCAGCGGCAGCCUGACGGCCCGGCCGCACAGCCUGAGCAGCCGCGGGCCGGCGUCGUCCGGCACCGACUGCUGCAGCAGCAGCACCGCGCAGGACCUCAGCCAGAGCUGCAGCUCCCGCCGCUGCUGCCCCGCGUCCUUCUCAGGCCCGGACCCCCGCAGGGACCCCAGCGCGGUGGUGCAGGAGCUCCUCUCCUCCCUGUCCGAGGACUCCUGCCUGGCCCAAAAGGGCCUGGUGGUGGACCCGGUUAACCUUAAGUUUCCCAGCCCCGCCGGCUCAGAGAAGACCAGCCCCGAGCUGGACCACAGAAUCAACAUCUUCAACCGCAGGAACCAGGAGGAGAGGCGAGGCCGGGGGAAGGGCUGCGUGCGGCUGCAGACCAAGCCGCUGCUGCACCUGCAGGGCAGCGGCGCCGAACCCUCCCUGGAGGAGAAGUACCGGCUCCUGGGACCGGCGGACACGCCUCUGGGCCACGUGUCUGACACAUGAGCCAGGCGGACGCGGACGGACGGCGUUCCUCUUUGGAUGUUUCUUUUGCAGUAAAUCCCGUUUCAGCCGGUUGAGAGCAAGCUUGAGCCGUUGCUUCCAACACCGACCCCUUCAGACGUGACUCCUUUGUUUAAUGUUUCCUCUGUGACGAGUUUCUAAAAUCUAAAUGCCCUCACAUAGCACAAAGACGAGGGGGUACAGCCCCGGGAGGAGAAUGUGUCCUCCGACACAUUUGUUCAUCAGGAAUUCUCUCUUUAGCUCCUAAAUGCACUGAACUUUACACAAAUUAAAACCAGCAAGGGGCCUUUCAAGCCUGUACUGAACACUUGUUAUGCUCUGCAGUUGAUGGGUGUUUUUUUUUUUUUUUUAAUCGCGUCAUUUCUCGUUAUGUUUAUGUUUUGUGAUAUGAGCAUUAAUCAAGUUCCUGGGUCAACGCUCGUGCUGCGACCCCUCAGCUAUUCAGACACAGCCUUUCUUUAACCUUCGCCUUUCUGUCGUCUCAUCAUCAGACGCGACUGUGAAGCUUAGAGGUUUUCUGUGUGUGGGUGGGUGAGCAGGUAAGUGACUGGAGUGCUUGUAGCAUGAACCUUUAAGAGUUGUGCCCUUGGCAGCCAAAUUACUUGCACUUUAAAUGUUUACUGACACUUUUUGUAAACUCGAUAAGGAGGAAGUUGUUGCCAAAUGCAGACGUUGUCAUUUGAAUUAAAAUAACAAUAAAAGUUGGUAUUUCCAUA